GGCCCGGUCAGGCGGGCAGGUAGCCGCGAGAGGGGCCCAGUCAGGCGGGCAGGUAGCCGCGAGAGGGGUCCCAUCAGGAGGGCAGGUAGCCGCGAGAGGGAAGCAGGAAGAUCUGAAACGGGCAAUAUGGAUAAACCCAUUCACCUAGGAGAUGACCCUGACAAACUGCCUCCAUACCAUCGAGAUGAGACACUCAGGGGUUCGUGGGGUCAUGAAGAUGAUAGGAUGCAGGCAGAAUUUCCUUUAGAUAGCCAGGAUGACCCUUCUUUGGAGCACGAGCGACUGGACGACUGGGAAAGAGAACGAUACUGGAGAGAUCACAACUCUGAUUAUCAGGAUGAUUCUGUAGAUGCAUAUGACAGAGAUGACAGGUUGCAAUCCCACCAUUCAUUGCCACCAUUAUCUCCCCUACCACCACUACCUCCUUUGUCAUCUGAUCAUGACAGACGAGAUUCAUGGUGGGAUGACUGGAAAAGACCAAGAGAGAGGGAACUAGACAGAGAUUUAGAUAGGACUGGAAGAUCCUCAGACAUUUAUGAUCAAGAUUUAGACAGAGAAUGGGAUAGAGACUGGGAUAUGAGACCUAUGGAUGACAGAGAAAUGGGGAAUCGUGACCUGGAUAUCCCUCCUCUACCACCAUUACCACCUCUUCCACCUCUGGACAGAUACCGUGAAGAUAGGUGGAGGGAGGAUAGGAACAGAGAUCAUUAUGACAGAGAGCUCCGAGACAGGGGGGAGCUGAGGAUUCGAGAAUAUCCAGAGAGAUAUGACACAUGGCGAGAGAAGCAAGACUACCUUCCUGAAAGGACUGAUUGGGAGAGGGAACGGUUGUCAGAUAGGUGGUAUCCAGAUGAUGGAGACAGACUGCGGUCUUUGGAUGAUCAUUCAGAUUCAUCCCUUCCUCCACCUUCACAUUCCUCUGAUAUGCUGGGAGCAGAUUCAAACCUGGACUCUGACCAGUCCUUGGGAGGAGUGAUGGUCCUUAGCCAAAGACAGCAUGAGAUAAUUCUGAAGGCUGCCCAGGAGCUCAAAAUGCUUCGAGAGCAAAAAGAACAGCUACAGAAGUUGAAGGAGUUUAAACCUGACAUUUCCACACAGGAGUCCCCUAGAUCACAGAACACAAGCACAAGGCCGGCUAUUAAACCUUCUCCUGCUGUUAUUAUAAAGCCUCCCGUGUUGUUCAGACAGCCCACCCCUGUGACAAGACCAAGUGCCCCACUGACAAGGCCUGCUACACCUAUGACAAGGCCACAUGCUCCAGUUUCUACUCCAACUACAACCCCAAGUCAUGGUCAGUCUUUAAAACCAUCACCUUCUGCUGUGGAACAGGAACGCUGGGAUGAGGAUUCUUUCCACGGACUCUGGGACACAAAUGAGGAUAAAGGAGCAAAUAUGGAGUAUGAGUUGUGUAAACAGGAGUCAAUGAUGCCUCCACCCGUCUCCUCGCCUGUGAAAGUACCUGCCGUUCACACCUCUGUUCCGUCAGCUGUACAAGUGUCCCUUCCUCCAGUUAUUCCACCGGUUCCUAAAGCACCUGUAAUUCAGCAAACUGUGGAUUAUGGCCACGGGCGAGAUAUAACCACCAGUAAAGUGGAACAGAUUCCAUAUGGGGAGAGGGUAACCCUGCGUCCAGAACCUCUACCGGAGAGGCAAACAUUUCAAAAAGAGCACCCUGGUCGUUACAACAGAGAAAGAGAUCGUGAGCCUUAUUUUGAGCGUCAAGGUAAUUCUAACACAGAUCAUCGGGAUUUCAAGAGAGAGCGGGAAUUGCACAGAGACCGUGGUUCUGUGGACUAUGAACGAGAGAGAUUUGAAAAAGAGCGGCAUCCCCGAGAUGAUAGGACUCAGUCUUACCGUGACAAGAAAGACCAUCCUUCCUCCAGGCGGGGUGGUUUUGAAAGACCACCAUAUGAACGAAAGACAGAUCGUCCAGCGUAUGAUCAUGGGCCUUCCAUGUUUGGAGGUGAUCGUAGAAAUUACCCUGAGGAAAGGAUUCCUAUUUCUGCUCCGUCAAUGCCCCGUCAACCACCACCUGCUCCACGAGUGGAAAGGAAGCCAGAAUCUAAAAAUGUAGAUGAUAUUUUGAAGCCACCAGGACGGGAUAGCAGGCCAGAGAGGAUUGUCAUCAUAAUGAGAGGGCUGCCUGGCAGUGGAAAGACACAUGUAGCAAAACUCAUCAGGGAUAAGGAAGUAGAGUGUGGAGGACCUGCACCAAGAGUGCUCAGCCUGGAUGACUAUUUUAUCACUGAAGUGGAAAAAGAAGAGAGAGACCCAGAUACAGGGAAAAAAGUGAAAAAGAAGGUGAUGGAGUAUGAAUAUGAAGCUGAUAUGGAAGAGACCUAUCGUACCAGCAUGUUUAAAACUUUCAAAAAGACCUUGGAUGAUGGCUUCUUCCCCUUCAUUAUUCUUGAUGCUAUCAAUGAUAGAGUGCGACAUUUUGAACAGUUUUGGAGUGCUGCAAAAACCAAGGGUUUUGAGGUGUACUUAGCUGAAAUGAGUGCAGAUAACCAGACGUGUUCCAAGAGGAAUAUUCAUGGACGCAAGCUAAAAGAAAUCAGCAGGAUGUCUGAUCACUGGGAGGCAGCACCACGUCACAUGAUGCGCCUGGACAUUCGCUCUCUAUUGCAGGAUGCUGCUAUCGAAGAGGUGGAGAUGGAGGAUUUUGAUGCAAAUAUUGAAGACCAGAAAGAAGAAGUCAAGAAGGAUACAGCAGAGGAGGAAGAAAGUGAACUGGGUUACAUUCCGAAAAGCAAAUGGGAGAUGGACACUUCUGAGGCAAAGCUAGACAAGCUGGAUGGUUUGCGAACUGGCACUAAAAGGAAACGUGACUGGGAAGCAAUUGCCAGCAGAAUGGAAGAUUAUCUACAGCUUCCAGAUGACUAUGAUACACGUGCUUCUGAACCUGGAAAGAAAAGGGUGCGGUGGGCAGAUCUAGAAGAAAAAAAAGAUGCAGACAGGAAAAGGGCCAUUGGUUUUGUUGUUGGACAAACAGAUUGGGAGAAAAUAACAGAUGAAAGUGGUCAUCUUGCUGAGAGAGCCCUCAACCGCACCAAGUAUAUAUGAAAAAGUGGUUAAAUGGAAUUUUGUGCCUUUAAGGCCAUUUGCUCUGAGGAGAAGUGAACCAAGGUGUCAUGAGCAUCUUGCAUGGGUCAUGUCACUCCCACCUUCACAGUUUUUCUUUGUUACUUUAGUUUCAGCAAUUUUCUUGAGAUGUUGGCAGAUAACCAGUGCCCUCAAAAAAACCAACAAAUCCCGCUGCUCCUAAGUGAGAGAGACAGUUUACUUUUUAAUAUUUUUGGAGGGGAGGGAGGGGGAGGGCCAGUAGUUUUAGCUGCUGUUUGUGGAAUAAAGUGGAAGGAUUAGACAGAUGUUACCUCCACUGUACCGUCACAGAAUGUUUAUAACCUUUGCUUUGUGGCCGUUCUCGUUUUAUACUGUAUGUACCUUGUAGCUUAUUGUAUUAGGAAGCAGACCAAUAAAUUUCACUAUAAACUUGG
This is a messenger RNA of Pelecanus crispus (Dalmatian pelican), 3497 nucleotides long. Lineage: Eukaryota; Metazoa; Chordata; Aves; Pelecaniformes; Pelecanidae. The record is from RefSeq and is a predicted model, not a curated record.